AUGGAGGAAAUCAUGAGAUGUAUCGAGUUUCCAGUUGACAACAUCUUCAUCAAGCUUGGUGCUAAGUUCUUCGAACAGACUAUCGGCACACUUUUGAACACAAAUCAAAUCAACAUUGUUAACUAUAUCAAAAAGAGGACAACUACCAACUGCAACCACCAACUCCAAGACAACUACCAACUCCAACCACCAACUCCAAGACAACCACCAACUAUAACCACCAACUCCAAGACAACCACCAACUCCAAGACAACCAUCAACUCCAAGACAACCAUCAACUCCAAGACAACCACCUACUCCAAGAGAACCACCUACUCCAAGACAUCCACCAACUCCAAGACAACCAUCAACUCCAAGACAUCCACCAACUCCAACCACCAACUCCAAGACAACCAUCUACGCCAAGACAACCACCUACUCCAAGACAACCACCAACUCCAAGACAACCACCAACUCCAAGACAACCACCAACUCCAACCACCAACUCCGAGACAACUACCAACUCCAACCACCAACUCCAAGACAACCAUCUACGCCAAGACAACCACCUACUCCAAGACAACCACCUACUCCAAGACAUCCACCAAUUCCAAGACAACCACCACAAACUCCAACCACCAACUCCAAGACAACCAUCUACGCCAAGACAACCACCUACUCCAAGACAUCCACCAACUCCAAGACAACCACCAACUCCAACCACCAACUCCAAGACAACCACCAACUCCAACCACCAACUCCAAGACAACCAUCUACGCCAAGACAACCACCUACUCCAAGACAAUCACCAACUCCAAGACAACCAUCAACUCCAAGACAACCACCUUCUCCAAGACAACCACCUACUCCAAGACAACCACCAACUCCAAGACAACCACCAACUCCAACCACCAACUCCAAGACAACCAUCUACGCCAAGACAACCACCUACUCCAAGGCAAUCACCAACUCCAAGACAACCACCAACUCCAACCACCAACUCCAACCACCAAUUCCAACCACCAAUUCAAGACAUCCACCUACUCCAACCACCAACUCCAAGACAUCCACCAACUCCAACCAUCAACUCCUAGACAACCACCAACUCCAACCACCAAUUCCAACCACCAAUUCAAGACAUCCACCUACUCCAACCACCAACUCCAAGACAUCCACCAACUCCAACCAUCAACUCCUAGACAACCACCAACUCCAAAACAACCACCAACUCCAAGACAACCACCAACUUCAAUCACCAACUCCAAGACAACUACCAACUCCAACCACCAACUCCAAGACAACCAUCUACGCCAAGACAACCACCUACUCCAAGACAACCACCUACUCCAAGACAUCCACCAAUUCCAAGACAACCACCACAAACUCCAACCACCAACUCCAAGACAACCAUCUACGCCAAGACAACCACCUACUCCAAGACAAUCACCAACUCCAAGACAACCACCAACUCCAACCACCAACUCCAACCACCAAUUCAAGACAUCCACCAACUCCAACCAUCAACUCCUAGACAACCACCAACUCCAAGACAACCACCAACUUCAAAACAACCACCAACUCCAACCAUCAACUCCUAGACAACCACCAUCUCCAAGACAACCACCAACUCCAAAACAACCAUCAACUCCAACCACCAACACCAAGUCAUCCACCAACUCCAACCACCAACUCCAAGACAACCAUCAACUCCAAGACAACCAUCAACUCCAAGACAUCCACCAACUUUAA
This is a messenger RNA of Ylistrum balloti, 1728 nucleotides long. Its product is annotated as mucin-2-like. The coding region runs from base 1 to 1728 and encodes 575 amino acids. The record is from RefSeq and is a predicted model, not a curated record. The transcript is spliced from 3 exons. Lineage: Eukaryota; Metazoa; Mollusca; Bivalvia; Pectinida; Pectinidae.